AUUUUACGCUUAAACUAAAAAAAGGCCUCGCCACCGUAUAUUGCAUUGCGACAAAAGUUUGUGUUGGUUCUCCUUUGUGUUGUUUCAAAAUAUUAUGAUGUUCUUUUUAAUCCAAAAAUAUCGAUAUUACUCUAUCAUUACUGUACUUAUUCAAAAGUAAAUAAGAGCAAGUACAGCUUUUUCAUAGUGCCAAUGUAGAAAUGUAUUUGCCAUUAGCGUAUAUUGACUGCCAGCUUCCAACAAUUAUAAAAAUAUAAUCCACUAUUUUUGUAUCAACUGUGUGUCCAACAGACUAUAUUAUUAAAUUAAAGUUUGAUCGGUGCAAAAGCUAAAAUUUCUGCAGCUAGUGAUUUCUACGAUUUGCACGGUAUUGAGCAUGAGAUGCAUAGAUGUGUAGUACUCACAAUUCUAUCAGAAGAGAUGUGGUAAGUGGAGGACAGACUAGCAGAGCCCUGUAUCUGACUGAACCUGUACUCUGUGCGACAGUUCCGCGUAUGUGGAGAGGCUCUGAGACGUCAUUCAAUUCUGAUAGCAUUCGUAGAUUCUCUGACCUUGAACCAAAUAGUUCGGUGAAGUCUUCUUAUCAGCGAAGCCCGAAUCUAAAACAGAGCAAUCGUUUCAUAACGCCUCUCCGAAUGGGCUGGUCGCUGGCGAUUGCGCUAGUGGAUCAACAUCAACCCAUUCACAGUUUUACCGAAGCCACAAUGCCAAAAGGCCAGAAUGCACGGAAGAAAGAGAACCUGCUUCUUGGGAUGCUCGGCUUCCUGGUACUCUUCUUGGAUCAGUGGGGAGCAGUGGCUGGGAUGCGAUGCAAGGUGCCCUACGAGAAGGUGCAGGAGAAGUACUGCUACUUCAUAGCCGACGAAGAGCCGCUGCACACCUCGUUCCACAACUUCUGCUACCAGGACAAAAAGACUUCGCGCGUCUGCCUAGACAGCGACGAAGAGAUGCGAAUCCUGGCGCGGCACCUCUACGAGAUCGGCUUCCAGAACGGCACCCAGUUCUGGAGCGCCGGCCACCGCUGGCCCGGCGACAUGCGCUUCUACUGGAACUAUUUCGGCCGCGCCCGGGCUCUUAACUACUCGAACUGGGCUCCGGAAGAGCCCACUCCCCUCAUGGGCCGUAACUGUCUGAUUCUCACGCUACGGGCCGGAGAGCUGUUCAUGAGCAGUGAGUCGUGCUACACCCGAGCCGUCGAUAUCUGCGAGCAGACGCUCAACACCGAAAGCGGGUCGCGAACGGUUAUUCACUAAUAGAAGACAGGCGUGGCAGUAUCAGUCUUUCCAAAUUCUCUUGCUUCCAUUUUUAAAAGGUCUGUGCAACUACAUGAAAUCGAUGAAAUAAGUAUUGUUUCAAAUAACAGUUAGGCUCGAGGCAUCAGAUAUUGCAAAAUAUUAAAGAUCUUAUUGCAUACUUUCGUGUACGAGUCUCACUGGGAAAAUGCUAUCGCUGGAGUAAAAGAGAGAGGUAGAGUAGACCACUAACAAAUCGAGAGGGAACGUUGUGAAGUGGGGUUCGUUGACGCCUUGAGAGAGUGAAAUCAAAUCAGUUGCUCACACGCUGUGGCAAGUGAACCGACAGUCGGAUGACUUAAAAAAUGAGAAUAUUUUCAAUUUUAUGCCUUUGCCUGUUGGCGGUUUGGCAGAGUGAGGCCACGUUCGAUCUGGUCGGCAAAGGGCUCUACUAUAUAGGCAAUGAAGAUGGCACUUUAAGAAACUGUGACUGGUUUCAUUCGAGAAGAGACUGCUGGAAGCACAACAGCCAGCUAGUGUCCGUGGAAACGAUCGAGGAGUUAAAGGCGCUCGAGGACUACGCGCUGUCCAAGGGCUUCGCCGAUGGCAGCACCUUUGCCACGUCAGGCCACAGCUUCGACAGUGAAAUACCCUACUCCUGGGAGGGCGUCAAGCAGCCGCUGACCUUCACCCGCUGGAUGCCCGGUACGGAAAAGCCGCUGUCCAAAAGCUAUCUCAGUCUGGUGCUGUCCAACUCGACAUUGUAUAUGAGGAGAUCUUUCGGGUACGACAACUACUAUAUCUGCGAGUAUCAGCCAGCGCUUCUGCGUCUUUGGCUAUCAAUGAGCACUACGAACUGGAUGGUACUGGCAGGUUCAGUGCUCAUUUCCAUUCGCUGCAUGAUAUUUUUGUGCAGUCGAAAGACAAGAGCGAAGGCAAAAGUAUCUGACAAAGAAAAGCUCAUGUCAACAGCAGAUUCAGUAUGACGCACAAUGUACAUUCAUAAAUGUUCAUAAAUAAAGCAGAAAAAACCAA
Molecule: messenger RNA, 2267 nt
Organism: Drosophila pseudoobscura
Lineage: Eukaryota; Metazoa; Arthropoda; Insecta; Diptera; Drosophilidae
Exons: 3
Coding region: 390-1253 (287 amino acids)
Source: RefSeq, a predicted model, not a curated record